GAAGUUGGUCGCUCUUGCGUAACGGAAGAGAAGGAACGUUCAGGAGAAGAGUCUGAAGCAAGGGAGGAAGGCGGGGACUCUGAGGAGAGCGGACGAGAAACGUUUGCUAAGAGAAUGAUUGGUGACUUGUUUUUGUCCUGAACUUCCAGAACUUGAAGCCUUUGACACUGGCCAUCCAACAAGCGAUAUGGAGCACCAAGACAAUAAUGAUAUGGAUCUCGACGAGCUUCUUGCAAAGGCAACCGAAGUUCUCAAACAGCAACAAGCAGCCAUGAUUUCAUUGAAAUCCAUAACAGAAGAAAAGCCUUCCCCCCUCGAAACCGUGAAACUCGAUCCUGGAGUCAAAUCUGAGGAGCUAUACAUAGAAGAUACCAACAAGUACGGCGCCGUGCGACUCCAAGCUGAUCGAACUGUUAUAUUGAAGGAAGAGGCGAGUGGUUCCAAACUCUCAGAGAAAAGGAAGGUUCAGAUUGGACCAGAAGCGAUAAACGUACAAUCUGCGCCGGAGACGUUACCACCUGCAUUAGAUUGGGAUAAGAAAAAGAAGAAAAUUAUGGAGAAGGAAACGGCGGGACCAAAAUGGUUUGAUAUGCCUGCACCCGACAUGACAGAGGAAAUCAAGCGCGACCUUCACAUUCUCAAAUCCCGUGCGGUUAUCGACCCCAAACGGCACUACAAGAAGGGCACAAUGAAAGCCUUGCCAAAGUUCUUUCAGAUUGGAACGAUCGUUCAAGGACCCACAGAGUUCUUCUCUAGCCGCCUCACCCGUAAAGAGCGCCGGGAUAACAUUGUCGACGAGUUAUUGGCUGAUAAUCAAGCAAAGUCAUAUUACAAGAGGAAGUUCUUGGAAAUCCAGGAACAAAAGAAUAAUUUCACUCGGAAGGGCUUCAAGAGAAGAAAGGAUAGAAAGUAGGAGGGUUUCGUCAUGUAUAUAUAAUGCAGUUGAAGCUGCCAUGUAUUUUAUAGAUAACAUUACAAUAGUCGCAUCAAUUUCAUGAACCGACAAUACAAUACAAUCACGCAGCUCAG
Messenger RNA from Spizellomyces punctatus DAOM BR117, 1029 nucleotides. RefSeq lists its product as uncharacterized. Gene Ontology annotation, biological process: RNA processing. The coding region runs from base 188 to 913 and encodes 241 amino acids. NCBI's taxonomy places the organism in Eukaryota, Fungi, Chytridiomycota, Chytridiomycetes, Spizellomycetales, Spizellomycetaceae. Gene Ontology annotation, cellular component: nucleolus. The transcript has 5 exons. The record is from RefSeq and is a predicted model, not a curated record. Gene Ontology annotation, molecular function: RNA binding.